AUGGCUACCCCACCUAGCUUUCUCGUGCUAGAGUAUACCAUUGAGGUAACCUCUUACGAGGGCCUGGUGUGGGAUUUGAAUAAGGUGGUUCUCGGGGCCAAGACCCAAGCUGAGGAGGAGUUCCGUCGCUCAUAUCGUCUGAAAGACGAUCCGGUGCGACUGUUUCGUGAUCCGGAGUCUGACGAACGCUCCAGAUUAACAGCUACAAUUGUGGAGCUUCGUGAAAAGCAAGGCCAAGGAGAGGAUAAUUUAAUUAUUCGCAAUUUUUGUGUCGUCUGA
Echinostoma caproni is the source of this 279-nucleotide messenger RNA. Lineage: Eukaryota; Metazoa; Platyhelminthes; Trematoda; Plagiorchiida; Echinostomatidae. The record is from the annotation of a GenBank genome assembly.